AUGGACAGCGAGGAGCUGCCGUUCGGUUACACUCGUCGGGACAAGCGUUCAGCGGCUCACAUGGACCUAGAUGGUUCCGCCUCACCCACCUGGAGCCACAUCGACCGCCUCUCCGUCUCUCGCGAGCCCAGCGCCCCUCGCAACCUCUUCCACCUGCCUCGCACAAGCGACAUGCCCGCCGAGACACCCCGAAGAUUCCAAGGCGAUGGCUUUGACUACCGCAGGCCCAUGGUCUCGUACGACAAUGUCAUUGACCUCACCGAUGAGGAUGCGGGGCCCUCCAUCGCGCUAAGUGAACCGCAGCAGUCGAGCAGUCGGUCCGCGCGCCCACCGCGCUUCGGACGACAGAUCAUCGACGUGGAAGAGGGGGACUCGAACGGAGCAGCAGGGGCCCCCGCAUCCCCAGAAAUACAGUUCGUCUCCUCGCGCCGGAUCGAGCCUGCACAGCAACCGCCACUCUACGAACUGGACGAGGACGAUGAGGAUGAGGUGGAAUUCGUGCGCGAAAACCCGCUGCCGGAAGCGGAGAGGCGAAGGGACAUCAACGAGGAAAUUGCGUUCCUGCUCGACGACCCGGCAUAUCGACCCCGCGUUGGGCACCUUCGCGAGCGAGUACAGCAGCAGAUGGCAGGCGAUCGCAGGAGGGCCCGGGAUGCGCAGAUCGCUAGGGUGGAGCGGAUGUUUGCACAGGCUCGAAACCGGAGGACUCCACGUCCACUUGGAGUUCGUGUUCACCAAGGAGAACCACGCGCACUCUCGGUGCGGUUGGAAGCUGGUCAGAGGAACGGCCCUGGCAGACACAUUCACGUUGGAUUCAUUGCACCGGCCUUGAAUUUUGGAGCAGUCGGAUUCGACAUGGGAUUUGAGGAUGGGCCUCCCGAGGCACCGCCACCUCCUCCCCCUACAUACAACGCGCCCGCGCCGGCUCCCGAGGGAUUCACAAGGAGUCCGCAAGAAGAGGACGUUCUGCUGUGUCCGAAUUGCGACGACGAGCUGUGCACUGGCGACUCGGACCAGAAGCGACAAGUCUGGCUUGUCAAGGGAUGCGGUCACGUCUACUGCGGCGAGUGCAUGAUGAAUCGCCACUUGAAGAAGAGCGCAAAAGGCAAGGAGAAACAAAUACCAGUCCGCACGAAGCCGUUUAAGGAAUGCGUGGUGGAGGGCUGCCAGAAACGAGUGUCGAGCAAGAACGCCGUGAUCCAGGUCUUCUUGUGA
Molecule: messenger RNA, 1215 nt
Organism: Paraphaeosphaeria sporulosa
Lineage: Eukaryota; Fungi; Ascomycota; Dothideomycetes; Pleosporales; Didymosphaeriaceae
Exons: 3
Coding region: 1-1215 (404 amino acids)
Cellular component (GO): SUMO-targeted ubiquitin ligase complex
Molecular function (GO): ubiquitin-protein transferase activity
Source: RefSeq, a predicted model, not a curated record